Molecule: messenger RNA, 2104 nt
Organism: Malurus melanocephalus (red-backed fairy wren)
Lineage: Eukaryota; Metazoa; Chordata; Aves; Passeriformes; Maluridae
Gene: F2R
Product: coagulation factor II thrombin receptor
Exons: 2
Coding region: 470-1744 (424 amino acids)
Biological process (GO): positive regulation of blood coagulation; blood coagulation; phospholipase C-activating G protein-coupled receptor signaling pathway
Cellular component (GO): membrane
Molecular function (GO): thrombin-activated receptor activity
Source: RefSeq, a predicted model, not a curated record
UCUCAAUCAGCGCGAUCUUUCAGUUCUGAGUAAUGCAGGCAUUUCAUCUGGCCUGGAACUGCUCCCGUGAGGCACUCGGACUGCAAAAUUGGCAAACUCUGCUUCGAGUAAUUGCUUGAGCAUAACCCUUUGUUCUGGACCCCCUGACCUGUCACCCCGGCCGAGCCCGGCAGCGCUUCCCGUGUCCCGGCUGGGCGCGGGGGCUGCCGGCUGGGCUGCGUGUCCCGCGGGGGCGGCAGCGCUGUCCCCCGCCUUCUCCUCCCCUUCCGUCCUGUCCCCUCCCGUCCCGGUGCCGCCGGGCCCCGGCGCGCAGCCCCCUCCCUGCACCGGGGCGGCGCGGCGGGAGGAAGCGGCGGCACGGCCCUUGGCCAGCCCAGCGUUCCGAGCGCUGCGUUCGUUCGCCAGCCCCGCGCUGCUGCCCGCACCGACGCACGGACAGACGGACGGACGGACGGACAGACGGGCGGCCAUGCGGCCCCGGGCGCUGCUGUGCGCUCUGGCGGUGCUGUGCUGCCCGCCGCUUGCCGCCGCGCCACGGCCAGGCUUUCUAGGUAACAGCACCAUACCAGGCAUCAGAAGUUUUGCUAUUAUUUCUUCUGCUGAUCGCCAGGAUGACCUUAUUCCUAUUGACGGUGAUAUUGAAAAUUACUUGGAAGCUGGAUCAGGAGCCACCAAUCAGACCAGAUCAUUCUUACCUGAACAACAAAUGAUGUCAGUUCAAACAGCAAGAUACCUCACUAGUCCAUGGCUGACACGUUUUGUUCCUUCAGUUUACACCCUAGUGCUUGUGCUGAGUCUCCCUCUGAACAUCACAGCAAUACUUGUGUUUCUGAAAAAAAUGAAAAUUGAAAAGCCGGCUGUAAUAUACAUGCUGAACUUGGCCCUUGCAGAUGUCCUGUUUGCAAGCGUGCUUCCGUUUAAGAUUGUCUAUCACUUUUCUGGAAAUAACUGGGUUUUUGGGCCUCAGAUGUGCCGUUUCAUCACUGCUGCCUUCUUCUGCAACAUGUACUGCUCAAUAAUGCUGAUGACGAGCAUAAGCUUUGAUCGUUUCUUAGCUGUGGUGUACCCUAUGCGGUCCCUGGGGUGGCGUACACUAACACGAGCCUCACUGGUUUGUUUCAUCAUAUGGGUUGUAGCUAUAGCUGGGGUUAUACCUUUUCUCCUAAGAGAGCAAACAAUGGAAAUACCCACGUUAAAUAUAACGACUUGUCACGAUGUGCUAAGAGAAUCUGAACUUCAAGGCUAUUACCUCCACUUCUUCUCCAUCUUCUCUUCUGUGUUUUUCAUAGUGCCAUUUAUAAUUUCUACUGUCUGUUAUGUGUGUAUCAUUCGCUGUCUUAGCUCUUCUACUAUCGUUGCAAAGCAAAACAAGAAGACACGUGCCUUGCUCUUGUGCGUGGCUGUUUUUUCGGUUUUCGUUAUUUGCUUUGGACCAACAAAUGUCCUCCUCUUAAUUCAUUAUAUCCAUUUUUCUUAUGACAACAGCUUAGAGUAUCUCUACUUCGCAUAUCUACUCUGUGUGUCUAUCAGUAGCAUUAGCUGUUGCAUUGACCCCUUUAUUUACUACUAUGCUUCUUCUCAGUAUCAGAGACAAUUUUUCAGUCUCUUCAAUUGUAAAAACAAUUUUGAUCCUAACAGUAAUAACAGCAGUGGCCAGUUGAUGUCUACCACUAGUAGCAGAAGGGCUACAUUGACCACUAAUGUGAAUAACAGUGUCUACAGGAAAUUACUAGCGAUGCACUGAGAAAACAUAUUUUACAUGUUUAAUUUUUACACAGUUGUGGACAGAAAGAAGACUAUGUUAUAUCCAAGAAACAUAAAACCUUAAACCAGGUUGUGUUAUGAUACAUUGCUUUAUGGAUCCAUUAUAGUAAUGCACAAUUCAAAUUAAACUCUGUAUGUAUGUGUGCAUAGAUACAUAUAUAAAUAUGUAUAGUAUAUGUAAAUAGGUUAAUGUAGAAGGGGAGAAUAAUUUCUUAAUAGUUGUUGAGUGUUUUUCAAAUAAACUUUUUUCAGACAAAUCUUUUGCAUUGUUAGCUCAGUAUAUUGCAGAAAUCCCAUUUUAGUAUUUUCAAUUGUGCCUCUCACACAGAAUAAAUUCUGA